AUGAAGUUCACCGGUGCCGCUCUCAUGGGCUUCUUGGGCUGCGCCCUUGCUGUCCCUCACGUCGCUCUGUCCAGCUCGACCCCCGUCAGCUCUUCCUCUGUGGCCUCUUCGUCCUUCUCUUCGACCGCCACCCCGACCCCCAGCGCCCUCAUCGGUAUCCCCGCUGAGAAGCGUGAGUGGCCUCACCACCACCCUUACGGCCCUUACCCUGGCAGCCCCUUCGGUAGCAGCAGCUCCGGCCUGAGCUCUUCUGCUACUCCUACUCCUUCUGGCUUCCCCGGCUUCCCCGGCUUCCCUGGAGGGUUCCCCGGUGGCUUCCAGAAGCGUGCCGUCGCUACCAGCUCUGCUAGCUCCUCCGGUGUCAGCUCCACCGCUACUCCUACUCCCACCUCUACUCCUCUGGGCUUUCCCUUCCCCGGAUUCGCCGGAGGUCUCCCUGGCGGCUACCACAAGCGUGCCGUUGCCACCAGCUCUGCUAGCUCCUCCUGGGUCUCCUCGUCGACUCCGGCCUCUUCUUCCACCCCCGUCCCCGUCUUCACCAUCUUCUAA
Penicillium chermesinum is the source of this 549-nucleotide messenger RNA. RefSeq lists its product as uncharacterized. The transcript has a single exon. NCBI's taxonomy places the organism in Eukaryota, Fungi, Ascomycota, Eurotiomycetes, Eurotiales, Aspergillaceae. The record is from RefSeq and is a predicted model, not a curated record. The coding region runs from base 1 to 549 and encodes 182 amino acids.